AUGGCAGUGAAUGAAGUACGAGGCGUCAUUUCGCGGUCUCAAGGCGCUCCCGUCGAGCUGGUCCCGAUCCUGGUUCCAGACCCCGGAGAGGGUGAAACGUUGGUGCGGGUUCAGGCUUGCGGCGUUUGCCACACGGACCUGCAUUAUCGAGAAGGCGCGAUCAACGACGAGUUUCCCUUUUUGUUGGGGCACGAGGCAGCCGGCAUCGUUGAAAAAAUCGGCGCAGGCGUGACCAACGUUCAGCCCGGAGACUUCGUUAUCCUGGCCUGGCGCGCUCCAUGCGGGACGUGCCGGUCGUGCCGGCGAGGGCGUCCCUGGUACUGUUUCGCCAGCCGCAAUGCUCAGCAGAAGAUGACGCUGGCAGACGGCUCCCCUUUGUCUCCGGCUCUGGGAAUCGGGGCGUUCUGCGAGCUCACCUUGGUUGAUGCCCUCCAGGCCGUCAAGGUGGAUCCAGCCGCCAGUCCCCUGGCUGCCGGGCUGAUCGGUUGCGGCAUCAUGGCCGGUCUGGGAGCAGCAAUCAACACCGGCGGGGUAUCACGCGGGGAUUCCGUUGCUGUCAUAGGAUGCGGCGGCGUGGGCAAUGCCGCUGUCGCCGGGGCCCGCCUGGCCGGCGCAAACACGAUCAUCGCGGUGGACAUCGACGAUCGCAAGCUGGAAUGGGCGAGAAAGUUCGGAGCCACCCACACGAUAAACUCCACUCAAACCGACGCCGUGGCCACCAUCCGCGAACUCACCGACGGGAACGGGGUUGACGUUGCGAUAGAGGCCGUAGGGAAUCCGGUUACCUAUGAGCAGGCAUUUUACGCCCGCGACCACGCCGGAACGGUGGUGCUGGUCGGCGUGCCCGACCCAACCAUGAAAAUCGAACUCCCGCUGAUCGAGGUGUUCGGGCGCGGCGGCUCUCUCAAAUCCUCGUGGUACGGCGACUGCCUGCCCACCCGGGAUUUUCCGAUGUUGAUCGACCUGUAUCUCCAGGGCCGGCUCGACCUGGACGGUUUCGUGAGCGAACGUAUCACCAUCAACGAAGUAGAAACGGCGUUUGAACGCAUGGGUCGCGGAGAAGUUCUGCGGUCCGUCGUGGUGAUGUAG
Messenger RNA from Geodia barretti, 1089 nucleotides. Lineage: Eukaryota; Metazoa; Porifera; Demospongiae; Tetractinellida; Geodiidae. The record is from the annotation of a GenBank genome assembly.